Messenger RNA from Amoebophrya sp. A120, 8695 nucleotides. The record is from the annotation of a GenBank genome assembly. Lineage: Eukaryota; Dinophyceae; Syndiniales; Amoebophryaceae.
AGUCAUUGACUUUGACCAUGUUCUCUGUAAUCGCACCAAAUAUGUUAAUGUUUCUUUUUGUUGGCAGCAUACGCGUCGACUCCAGGUGAGACGUGAAAACUCGGUCCAGGAGAAGUUUGUAAGUUGCACUACUAAGACGAGCACUGACGACGAUGAGCUACAACUACUAGUAGUACGCAAGAAUUCCUGUUGAACAGUCUUGUAUCUUCAUGAAACGCAACGCAUUGCGAUCUUUCAAGUGCAUCGCGGUUGCGAGUGUCGGUAAAAAAUGAGAAACUUGCUCUUGUGACGCCGAUGAAAUGAAACAGAACAAGGAUCACCCAAAAUCAAAAAAUCUCAGCCGAAGGCAAAUAAUCUUCAACUAGCCAUGAUCCUCAAAUGUAAGUAGUCUCUUCGAGGCUCGCUUUAUGUACUAUUCGGAUUCAUGUAUAUAAAAAUGAAUUUGUAUUGCUGCAGCUCGGUCCGUCUUGAUGGCGAUGGUGGCGCUUGCACGCAAAAUGUCGGUGAUGAAUCGUCCUACUUAUUAGAAUCCACGAACAAAAUGUCUAUACAGUUUGAACAGUGCAGAAGCUUCUAUCAUACCUACUCCUGCUACUGUAUUUUAUUAUUUUGUGCAUCAAGUAAACUCGAACUCAUCGCAACAAAACCUGACAACUUUCCCAAAAAUUAAUCGUGACGGCGCGGCCAAGGAGCAACGUUCUAAUAUUUGUCAUUCUUAACCUUAGCGCGCAUCUUUAUUUUCUGACGCUUAGAGGUAGUACAAAGAUCCUCAUCCUUUUUAUUUCGUCCUCCGUAGCCAGCAUUAUUUUUAUCCAAGGAGGUCCUGCUGGGUUUUUACCCGUAGAAACUGCAGCAAGUAGAGGAACUUACCACCACUACAGCCAGCUACGGCAGCAAGAGCGACAAACCGCACACGACUACAACUAGACUUCACGAAACCAGAUUUGUUAUUUCCAACCUGACAUCAGUUUAUUUAUUGCUGCAGAGAUCGCAUAUAUCAUUCUGUUUACAAAGAUGAUUAUAAAGAACUACACUCCAAGCCGCUGGUCUCCAGGGCUGGUUGCCCGCACUAUGUUCGUCGUCGCGUUCGAAGUUCCGAUUGUCUUAGGCGUUCUUUUUUCGCGUGUGGCGGCCCUCUCGGUCUCGAGUGCCGGAGCGGCGUCGAAGUCGAACCAUGUUGGGGUGCUGCAGAUAAAGAACGUGUACUUCUACAAGACGAAGCUGACAGAGUACGAGGAGAGCGCGCAGCUAAUCGAAAAACUCACGGCCCGCGACAUGUAUCCACAGUAAAUUUUCCGUACACGUACAACUAAAAAUGCACUUUCUACAUGACAAAAAGCGUCACAAGCGGCAUGCUCCAAGGUGGCGAGAAGUGUGAUGAAUUUUUUACAUGUGCGGGAUUAAAUUUCAUGUGGAUAACAUGGCGCUCCAUCUUUCGCCGCUCCGAUACCGCACCGGCAUUCAGCAGAAAAAAGACGGUCUCGGAAAGUCGCAAAGCGAAAAGUGGUAUGCUUCUCGCGCAAAUGGUUGCUAUCGUUACACUAUGCAUUGCAAAAGUAUCGCACUAGUAUCCAUUGCAUCGCGAGUUUUCAUUUUCUCGAGAACAAAGAAAAGCAAGGGCAACUUGUCAUGUUAGUUCAGGUAGACAGUCGGGCUUGUCGUGCAUGAUUGCAAUUACUACGAGUAGUGCGAUCCUUUUGGAGUGCAUAUACAUCUGGAAAGCGCAAACCGUUACAGUGCUGCCCGCUGUCGAGGCGCGAGGUUCUACGCUACCCAGUGUGGUCACGCUGUGGUUUCUCGUGGAACUAUUAAUGGAUGGGCACCACUACGACCACAUCACCGGCAGUGCGGAAAGACGCUGGAAACUGGCACUACCCCAGGCACUCACAAAAGUCCUUGAAGCGCACCACCAGCAGCCCCAGCCGCUGGAGACUCUUGCGGCUGCAAUUCACGAAGGCAGUGCUGGGUUUACUCUGUUUGACGGGCAGCAGCUGCGCCAGCUAAGAGAGCAACCGAUGAGAAGUGCUGGCAGGCGUCGAGGAAACGAACAACCUGUAGCGAGAUGGCAACGCCAGGAGCCGGUAAUCCAGGAAGAGCAGGAGGUGCAGAUUUUGAACCGGCACUUGGCCAUUUUUGAGGCGGACCGCGCGUUUCAAGAAGCUGUGUUGGGACCAGAAGGAACAAGUGUCGGCCGCUCGGGCAAAAUACCCCUUCACAAGCGCAUCACUUUCAUCAGUGGCCCUCCUGGAAGCGGCAAAAGUGUACAGCUGCUUGCGCUUCUGACCAAGAUCGAGGCAGAAGUACCGGAGGCCGUGGGCAAGGGCCAGGUAGUCCUGCAGUACCACACCCAAAGCGAGCGGCUACGGCAGGACAUUGAGACUCGGCUGCAGAAGCACUACGCUGUAGUGCCCGAAUCUUUCUCGGGCUCGGACAACUCGUCUGACGGCGAGCAGAAAGCAGAUGGAACAACUUCGAAUGAGGCUAUGCUAGUAAAACCGCUCCAAGGACACGGAAUCUCUGUACAACCUGGGCCACUUAAAUUGUCGGCACUGUCACCGUAUGCGCUGCAAAUAUGUCUGAGGCUGGAAGGAUGCGAACUUGUGGCGCGCGUUUCACAGCACACACAAUUCUCCCAUGCAUUGGCAGGAAAAGAUGUCCGCUGCCACUUCCUGUCUGUCGCUGUCCUCACCAAAAUGGGGGUGAUUUGCCAUGCCGAUUAGGCGUUGCGGAAGCUUCUCGAAAUGUGUGACGCUAGGGCUUCCAUGACAGUCCUUCUAUGUCAAGUAAAAACAGCUUGACACUCUUCCAGACCCAGACAUAUACUUAUUUGCAAUGCAUAAAACGAAGCAGGAGGAGGGACUACUUGACGCGGUGGAGAAACAGCCUCUCCACGAUUACCAGGGCGCGGAGGAGUACAGGAAUAGUUGGGGCAGCCGCGGCCUUAUGCAUUGCAAAUGUGUCUGGGUGGAGCUGGAAGGUUGCAACUUGCCAUGCGAGAUCUCGAUCACAAAAAAAUCUGUGUUGCAUGAACGCCACAAGCUACUCACUUCUUGUUAGGCAAAAGUCGGCUUUUUUAUGCGGCAUAGGCAUGAGGAAGGUCUCGCAAAGUCUGUGAUGCUUUUGAUGUGUGCAUUCCCGAUCAUCAUCAUGCAUGUGGACGUGGUCCGCGAGAUGCAUGACAAGUCUUGCAUUCUUGUUCGAGACCCGCCAGACGCAUUUGCACUUGAUGGGCCUUCUAGAUUUGUAUCAGAUGACUGCCGCCAUCUGUUUUGACCUAGACCUCUUCGCACAAGAGGAAGACGGAGGCCUGCGCGGCCCUCGGAAAAAGUGCAAGAAACGCAUCAAGAGUAGCUUCUCUCGGAAGGUCAACAACAUGGCUGCGCAUCUCGGUGACAACUUCGCCUCGCAUCUGGCGGGCGCGUUUCUGGCAUUUUCCUUUUGGCGCAAUUCCGCCCAGAAAACUGCGCCGGGCCCGUUGACACGGUGGUCGAAAGCCUACGAAGGAGACAGCUCCUUUGCGACGAACCUCAGAAGGAUCUUGAAGGGUGCGCAGAUGGCUUACAUCGCGAUCGACGAAGCCCAGAAUCUCUCGCCAAUGGCCUUGGCGCGCUACCUCGACUUUGCCCGGCGACACCCUACACUCCGCCUGGUUUUCGCGUUUGACCAGAAUCAGCAGCUUUUGGGCGGUUUGAACGACAAGCGCCUGUUUGUGAGCGAAAUGGUGAAGCGCGACCUUUAUUCAAGAAAUAAAGAAACAGGAAGCGACUCUGCUUCGCAACGUGUAAUCUGGGAGACCCAGCUUCCGGGGGUCUGGCGCUCUCCGUCACGCCUCGUGCCGGUUCUCCAGGUAAUUGCCACCAUGCGCAAACGCUUAACGAGCCCGCGUACUGGUGGCGCGGGUCCAGACCAGAAGUUUCGUAGCGCCUACGAAGGGCGCGAGGACGUAGAGGGUAGUACGAACAGCGACGGCCCCGUGAUCGUGGCGCUUGAGUUGAACAAGGGCCAGACUAGUUUUGCCGAUAUCAAGAAACAAUUUGAAGAUGGCCCGCAGCCAUCGGAAGGUGAAAGCGGUGCCAGGCGUCGUGCUGGGGGUACAGGGGUGUUGCGAAAUGCGCAACGCACGAAGGGGAUGACUGUGCGCAAGGGAAGUCGGAUUUUGAAACACAAAAAGAAGGCAGGCGGCGCCCGCGUGAGUCAACGGCGUAGGGUAACAGUGAGGAGGGAACGGAAGCGGACCGUUUUCGGGCGCGCGGCAUCUUCAGACGAGGGAGAACCUGCGUCUGCGAACAUCAGCAGCACUAACGCUAAGGUCGACACCCUCGACAGCAUGCCCUGGAUCUACCUCGAUGAAGACGGGGCGAAAAAUUGGGACAGCGAUGCGACCAGCCUUUCGGCCCUGCAGGCACAAGGCCAAGAGUGGCCCGUCGUUGUUGUCGCGGACCCACAUGAAAUCCUGAGUAGUCGCAAUGACGGCCCGGCCGCGGUGCGCGAGCGUGCCGACGGGCUCGCCAAGCUGUUUGUCGCACUUUCACGGGCGACAGAGCGCGUUCUCAUAUUGACGAAAAAUGCGGCCCGCCUUCAGCAGGCUCUGGCACUGGCUCUCUCCGUGGGGACGCAAGACUUCGCGGUAGCGAGAAGCGCUGCGCAGCUCAGAGAGAUUCUGAAGAAAACCCGGCGCAGCGCCCGCACGUGGGUAAGCUCCUUCGCCGAGUAUUUGGCUAACGAGCAAACGCAGGAACAGGCGAAAGCCAGCUUUGUGAAGCACCUGCUCGACGGCGAAGGCGGCGCCGCAGGGGAGCGCCCCGCGCACUGGAGCAAGAAGUUCCGCGCGUUUGGCGACAGGUCUCUUGACUGCAUUGUCGCGAGGAUGCUGCGGGACAAAGCCUCCUGGCAUUUCGCGGAAAGCCCGCAGGAUGCCGCGUGGAAGGUGUUUCGCGAUUUAGUAGCCGAGCAGGACGAAGCAAAGCGCAUAGAAGACGAAUCCUGGUCCUGGGUUGCGGAAGCCGGGGAGGCGGCAAGCUUUAUCGGGUUGCAGCGUGAUGAGACUUUCAAGCAGAGCAACCUGGCGAGCGAGGAGCCUGUUGGCGAAGGUGAUGGUGGCCGACCUGGCCCUGCAUCCGGGCCACCUGGCGGGCAAGGUCCUGACGGCGGAAACGCGGGCGACGAGGCGGCUGCGGCUCGUGAAACGGCGCCUGUCGAAUUCAGUGAAGGGCAAAUAGUCACUAUUCAUGGGCUCUUAUCAAAACCGGAGUUCAAUGGCAGACUAGGGCAAUUGGGCCUCUUCUCCACCUUAAAAGACCGCUGGCAGGUACGCCUAACCUCUGCUGCUGGAGGGCAGGAGCCGCCCAUACUACUAAAGCCCGAUAACAUAAGCGCGGUGUCUGUUUAUAUCGAUCCCGAAAUUCCAGCGGCGCACACGCACUGCAAAUGGGUGCGUGAGUUUUUCGCUCAGACGCUCGAACUUCAGAAAACUUGGAGUGCGGGCGCGAACUUGCUACAGGCGAAAAACAUCGGGCCCAUCCUCGAAAUCCUCCAGAAGGUUUUCGAAAGCCGUCUAAUGGCGUACAAGGCUGAUGGCUACACUUCGAUAAACUAUCCGACGCCGCUUUUGCAUCCAGCGAGAAAAUGCUUCCCCCGGCUGGAACCCAAAUCGAAAGAAAUUCAGAAGGCGCUGCUGUUGAGCAAGCAAGCGAGGACAAAAGCACAGGAGCAGGGGAGCGGACAGCUCGGAGUUCAGUUUCGCGGUCCUAGCGUCGAAGAUAGCAUUAGGUUCUUAGAACUUCUAAGAAAAGAGAUGGAAGAAAAGCCUCAGGAAUUGAGGAAAGAGCAAAAAGACAAGUACGGCGAGGGGCGGGAGGACGCAGAUGAAAUAGACACCGGGCUACGGGAUUUCUUCCAUAAAGAAUUUCAGCGGCUUCGCGAGAUCGCGAUUUUGGAGAUGGUGCACCUGAACGACCUAUCCUGUGCAAAAGAAAAUGAAAAAGUAUCGUACUCGUAUAAAUGCAAGUCUUGCAUUACAAAUUAAUAAAUUCUUUUCUUGAGGUAAAUCCGCAUUACAAAUUCUAUUUCUCCUCGGGCACAGCCAGCAUCUGUCCAAAACAGCCGAGGGCCAGGAUGACACCCUGAGGACGACCACAGGGGGUCUGUCUCAACGACGACGACGAUGACGAUGCUGGGAAAAUUUGUAGUGCCUUUAUACGACGAGUACAAUACUGGAAUACUUUUACUUUUGCAGUGCAUACGACCCUCGUCAAUCCGAAGCCUACCCACCGGAGGCCUCGGAGCCAAUACAAGCUGUCCGCCUCUCCGGCCUUCAAGGUUCUCCGGAGCUGGAUGGGAAGAUAGGGCUCUUGCGGAGCUUCAAUGCAAAAAGAGGGCAGUGGGUGGUGGAAAUGAUUUCCGAAGGCGGUCAAAAAGUCGAAGCAUUUUUCAGGCCAGAGAAUAUUGAAAUAAUCACCGACAGCACAAAUUUCCGAGAGGUCGAACAGGCAACGGAAGAGCCCGAGCAGCCAGCGCAAAAGGCCAAACAGGCAGGCCGGCGAGGGGCAGCACAACAGGAAAGGCCGGCGGUGGCCGAUCGCUCGGUGCCGAAAGAACGCGAGGACGGCAAAUGCCGAGCUCAAGGUAAAGCUAAAGGGAAGAGGGGGCCGCGCUCCCGCAACGGAGAGCGACCACCCCCUGCCGCAACGGAGAGCUCCCGCAACGGAGAGCUCCCGCAACGGAGAGUUUGCAAGGACGGGCCGAAGUUAAAGGGAUCCUUGGGUACGAUACAGGAGCGCGGAUGUGCAGUAACGAUAAAUCUAGGUGGGGCACCGGUAACGGGCCGAAAAGCUCUCCUGAUGCUCGGAUUUGACGUUUAGGUUUGUGACCCCACUGCUCAAAUAAUUACUUAUAUUCUCACUAUAUAUAAUACCCCCAAAUAAUUACUAUGUACCCUCGUCGAAGAACUAAAAGCAAAAGGAAAAGAAUUAAAAUAAAAAGGCAAAAAAAAGUUCUUCCUCAUCACAGCACCGCUUUUGUACGAGCAAAGGAAAAUACCUUGUAAAUUUUCGCCAGCCUUUUUGCGACACUUUUAACAGUAGCAAGAGCUUCUUACUGUCUCCAGCAAACAUUUAUGUUUAUGAGCAAGCAACUUAUAAUUUAAGCGUAACUUUCAAACUCAAAGUUUGCCGGAAGAUAGCCGGCUUCUCAAUGCUGUCGCUUUCAUUUUUUUUCCAGGUCUAAGCCAAGGACGGUGUAGCCAAUUGGUAUUUUUCUUGAACUAGCUCUGAGAGGAAGGCGAGCCCUUGCCCUUCAACCGGAUUUUACAACGAUUAACUUUCAAGGCUUCCCAAGUUUCCAGUUUUGUUGUCUGUUGAAAAUAAAGGCCGCUCUCUUGAUGCGAAACGCAAAAAAUCCAUUUUACGGCCGUCCCUGGAGUUGCGAGUGCGUAGCUUCAGUUUCGAGCCCGACCUGGAGGGCAGAUAGGCGCCCUUCGGUGGAUCAUUGAUUGUCAUUCAAAGUUUCUUGUAUGCGACGAGGAUGGAAGGCCACGGCAUAGAUACCGUGGAGACGCGUGGCACUAGAAUAAAUAUGCAUGUCCCGACGACAGCAGAUGCUGAAGAUGCGCAGCCGCAGGGGUAGUAGAUAAAUAAUAUGUGGCUUUCCAUAAAAGUCCGAAGUGAGGGUCAAAAAAGUACCACUUAAAAAAAACGCAGGCGCUGUGGUACAAGGUGCACUCCUUGUAGAUCAUGUAGUCCAGUGCCCUCCUUGUAGAUUUAGUCUUCGUAAACUGCACUGCUGUGCGGGAAAGUCUGCAUGUCCUAAAACUUAAAAUGUAAACAGCAUGGGUUUAGGGUUUUUACAUAAAAAGUAGUGGCGUCCGUAGAAGAAAUUUACAGAUCGUGAUCUUGAUCUUGUAGAAGCUGGUAUAUAAUUCGAGGCUUACUUAGGGAAAAGGCGUGUUCUCACGUCGGAGAGGCGACCACAGUGCUCUUUCCUAGUCGUGUGCCAGGUUGCGAGCCCGCGCUUGUCUAUCGAGGGUUAGAGUAACAGGCGCCGCCAAUCGCCACCUAAUUCCGUCCGUCCAUUGUCAUUCAAAGUGGUCAAAGUCAAAAAAUAUUUUAUUAUUUAUGCUGAUGCUCUAGCUCUAUUCAAACUUUAACUUCCCUUUGGGAUUUUACUUUUGAAUCAAGGUCGAAGUCGAAUAAUUUGAACAUACUUGCUACAUGCAAUUUUACAAGCUGACGCAAAUUUUGUGUAUGUUCGAACUCUCCGUGUGUUUAGUUUAGCAUCGGCCCGUGCGUAGCGUAGCGUAGCAAGCUAGCACGCAUCUGUGCAUCUGAACGCCAAUCAUUAUUCUUUAUCUUUACUCAUUAUAUUCUUGCGGUCUAUAAUCUACAGUUAAAGUUAUUGCCCCACCCCUCGAGCAGGUCGAGGCCGAGGGCAACACCCUCGUCGAGGAACGUUGCUGCUAAAGGUGCAACAUUGCAAAAAGAUUUUCUGAGUCUGAGUCUGAACUUUGAAAGUGCUCCCCCAUAGAAGACGAUAAAAGGCCAGUUAUACGGCUUUUAACUCGAAAGCCAAAGCUGAGCAGUCUGAGCUAGAACUUCCCCCAUAGAAGACGAAAAGUUCUUGGCAAGGUUUUAGUCCAAUCAACUAGAACUUCUAUGAUUGAGACAUGAGAAAUCAAAUGAAAAAAGAUAAGGAAGCGUAU